Molecule: messenger RNA, 894 nt
Organism: Komagataella phaffii GS115
Lineage: Eukaryota; Fungi; Ascomycota; Pichiomycetes; Pichiales; Pichiaceae
Exons: 1
Coding region: 1-894 (297 amino acids)
Source: RefSeq, a predicted model, not a curated record
AUGGGUCAAUUAAUGCGGGCCGAAAAGCUUAUCAAAAAAAUGCUUAAUCGUACGGAAUUACAAGGUGUUAUACUAGAUUGGGAUGAAACCAUUACAGAUAGAGAUUCGUUGGAUCUGAUAUUCCGAAUAGCGUUCAGAGUUAAACCCGAAUUCCCGUACAAAUUGAACCAUUUCGUUGGGAUCUACAAGGAUAGGUUUAGGGACUAUGUCGACCAUGAGGUGAAAGGGUCUGAAUGUGAGGCGAGAGACACCGUCAAGAAGGAGAUCCAGUACCAACGGGGAAUGAAACCUGUGGAACUCUCCAGUGUUUAUGAGGCAAGGAGGUUAGGGUUGUUCAAAGGGAUAAGCAGGGAGAAAUUUGUAAAUUAUGAACAGACAUUGGGUCAGAAUUCAGAUCAGCUUUUACCUUUGAAGCCAGGGGUGGUUGAAUUUCUGAAAAUGCUAUACAGGAAGGUCCCAAUUACGAUACUAAGCGUCAAUUGGACUUCACUCAUGAUGAAGCAACGGUUGAAAGAGUUUGGUUUUGAAGAAGACAAAGAGUGGUUGCAUUUUCUAGUUAACGAGUUGGUUUUCGACGAACAUGGUAUGUCCACCGGGAAUAACACUGGAGAAGAGGAGGAUAUUCGAACGGGAUACGAUAAAAUGAUGAAAACUCGUCAAAUUGUCAAAGAUUGCCCAAAUGGGAAACAUUUCGUAUACUUUGGAGAUAGUUCCACUGAUGUUUUAGCCAUGAUAGAGACUGGCAAAGCUGUAGCGCUUGGCACUGGGGCAAGAGAUCAAUUGAAAAGGAUGGGUUUCAAGGUUGAAGGUCCAGAGGAAGAAAAAAACAUGCACGAUCUGUCCGAAGAAGCAGCGUACAUUUUUGCCAAAGAUUUCACUAUAGUGGCGUCAUAA